Molecule: messenger RNA, 6606 nt
Organism: Knipowitschia caucasica
Lineage: Eukaryota; Metazoa; Chordata; Actinopteri; Gobiiformes; Gobiidae
Source: the annotation of a GenBank genome assembly
AUGAAAACGGCACAAAACUACACUACCCACAAUUCACCGCGCAAUGGUAAACUGUUGAUAUGCCGACUGUGGGACCUGCAUGCGCCUGACAGUUCACUGUUCCGUCGUUUUAACAGUGUGGUCUGCGCUCCUCUGCCUCCUGUGAGCAGGAUGAGUGGUAGAAGGAUGGUUCCUCCUCCACGUCUCACUGGAGCUCUCAGGUCCUUCUCUGGACUCUGUAAAAAGGAGGACCCCACAGAAACACCUGUAGAUUUAAAGGCAAAGCGUCUGAAGCGGCAGGAGCUGUUUGCCAAUGAAGGCCUGACGUGGCAGAAGAUCCUCAGUUUCUGUGGUGAACAGCAGAGCCUGAACCAGGAGCUCCAUUCAGUCCUCCAGGCAGCCAAACAGAUAGUGGGAUCAGAACAUGGACAGGAGGCCAUUGAAAGCGCUGGAGUGUUUCUAUUUGAGACUUUCCACAACAAAGAUCAUGUUGGUACAGAGGAAACCCGUUCUAUCAAGCAGAUGUUUGGCCCUUUCCCCUACUCCGCCGCCGAAUCCGCCUGUGCCUCUGUUGUCAAAAUUGUAGCAAAACUUGGAGAUUCUCGUGUGGAAGAAUUCCAAACUGAUAGCAAAAAGGUUUACAAUGAGAAUGGAGCCUGUAGUUUGGCCCAAAGGGAGAGAAGUGCGGAGGAUGAGGGCGUUUUGAGGACAGAGGUGCAGAAGUAUCUGAACGGAGGGAACAUGAUUUCAUCCAGUGUGGAAGAGCUGUCCACGUCUCUCUUUGAAAUGCUGUCAUCGCCACGGAGCAACGACGAGCUGCAGAAUGAGCUGUUUGAGCUGCUGGGCCCAGAGGGACUGGAAAUGAUCUCUCUGCUGCUACAGAAGAGGAGCUCCAUUGUGGACUCGCUGCUCAACGCUGCCCCUGACAGAGCUCCACACAUUGGCGACUUGAAUCGAAUGGUUGGCGCUGAGGCCUCCAAGCCGGCGUAUGGGUGCCAGGUGACCAUCCUCUCGGAGCAGGAGAAGCAGAUGCUGAAGCUGUACCGCAGGGAGGAGAAGAGGGAGAGGAAACGUGGCAAGGCUACAGACGACAAUGAUGGCUUUGAGGCUCCCCUAAACUUUGACCCCAGAGAGAUGAGAGCACAGCGGGAACAAGCUCUCCUGAAUGCUCGUCGUGAACCAGUGCUGUUGAGGUCCAGAACCUAUGAACCAGUCCGAUAUCCAAACGUCUACGACUGCUAUGCUGAGGCCACAAAGGCACCAGCCUUUGUGGGAGGAGCCAGGUUGCUGCUCCCCGAGGGAAUUCGCAGAGAGAACACUAAGAUGUUUGAGGAGGUGGAGAUCCCGCCCAGUGACCCCAUGCCCAUCGGCUUUGAAGAGAAACCAGUCUACAUCUCCGAGCUAGACGAGAUUGGUCAGCUGGUGUUCAAAGGGAUGAAGCGCCUGAACAGAAUCCAAUCUUUGGUUUUUGAGACUGCCUACAACACCAACGAGAACCUUCUCAUCUGUGCACCCACGGGUGCUGGGAAAACCAACAUUGCUAUGCUCACUGUGCUCCAUGAGAUCCGGCAACAUCUGCAACCUGGUGGAGUCAUUAAGAAGGAUGAGUUUAAGAUUGUGUACGUAGCUCCGAUGAAAGCCCUGGCAGCAGAGAUGACAAACUAUUUCAGCAAACGCCUGGAGCCGCUUGGCAUCGCUGUGAAGGAGCUGACCGGAGACAUGCAGCUCAGCAAAGGAGAGAUCCUACGGACUCAGAUGUUGGUGACAACUCCAGAGAAGUGGGACGUUGUGACCAGGAAAAGUGUCGGUGAUGUCGCUCUGUCCCAGAUUGUUCGCUUACUCAUUUUGGAUGAGGUUCACUUGCUUCAUGAAGACAGAGGGCCUGUGCUGGAGAGUCUCGUGGCGCGCACCAUAAGACAGGUGGAGUCCACUCAGAGUAUGAUCCGUAUCCUUGGCCUUUCUGCAACUCUGCCAAACUACCUGGAUGUGACGUCUUUCCUCCAUGUGAACCCUUACAUCGGGCUGUUCUUCUUUGAUGGACGCUUCAGACCUGUGCCUCUCGGACAGACUUUUGUGGGAAUCAAAUCUACUAACAAGGUGCAGCAGCUUCAUGACAUGGAGGAGGUGUGUUACAACAAAGUACUGGAACAAGUUAGGGCAGGGCAUCAGGUGAUGGUGUUUGUCCACGCUCGCAAUGCCACUGUAAGGACAGCUAUGGCUCUCAUCGAGAUGGCCAAGAAUAACGGAGACAUUUGCGUCUUCCAACCAGACCAGGGUCCUGACUAUGGCCAGUGUGAAAAACAGGUCCAGCGUUCCAGGAACAAGCAGAUGAAGGAAAUGUUUCCUGAGGGCUUUGGGAUCCACCACGCUGGUAUGCUGCGUUCUGACCGUAGUCUGAUGGAGAGCAUGUUCUCCAAAGGCUACCUCAAAGUGCUAGUGUGCACCGCAACACUGGCUUGGGGAGUCAACCUUCCCGCGCACGCUGUCAUCAUCAAGGGAACUCAAAUCUACGAUGCCAAACGUGGAACGCUGGUGGACCUGGGCAUUCUGGACGUUAUGCAGAUUUUUGGUCGUGCCGGUCGUCCACAGUUUGAUAAAUUUGGAGAAGGAACCAUCAUCACUUCUCAUGAAAAACUGAGCCACUAUCUGACCCUCCUCACGCAGCAGAACCCCAUCGAGAGCCAGUUCCUCGACAGCCUGGCAGAUAACCUCAACGCAGAGAUUGCUUUGGGGACAGUGACGAAUGUUGAAGAAGCGGUGAAGUGGCUCAGUUACACUUAUCUGUACGUACGAAUGAGAGCCAACCCCCUGGUCUACGGCAUCAACCACAAGGCCUACCAGAUGGAUCCUUUGCUGGAGCUGUACAGAAAGGAGCUGGUGAUCGAGUGUGGAAGGAAACUGGACAAGGCCCGAAUGAUCCGCUUUGAGGAGAGGACUGGCUACUUUGCCUCCACAGACCUGGGCAGGACGGCCAGCCACUUCUACAUCAAGUACAACACCAUAGAGACUUUUAAUGAACUAUUCAACUCCCAACGCACUGAGGCUGAUAUCCUAAGCAUUGUGUCCAAAGCGGAAGAGUUUGAGCAACUUAAGGUGCGUGAUGAGGAGAUGGAGGAGCUGGAUCAGAUGCUGUCUUCGUUCUGUGAGCUGCCUGCUGCUGGGGGAGUGGAGAACGGCUACGGAAAAGUGAACAUUCUGCUGCAGACGUACAUCAGCCGUGGGGAAGUGGACAGCUUCUCCCUCAUCUCUGACCUGUCCUACGUCGCUCAGAAUGCAGCACGUAUUGUCCGUGCCUUGUUUGAGAUCGCCCUGAGGAAGCGGUGGCCGACCAUGACGUACCGCCUCCUGACUUUGUGUAAAGUCAUUGACAAACGUCUGUGGAGCUACUGCCACCCGCUCAGACAGUUCCCAAACCUGAGUCAUGUCAUUCUGAACCGCCUUGAAGAGAAGAAACUGUCUGUGGACAAACUCAAGGAGAUGAGGAAGGACGAGAUCGGCCACAUGCUACACCACGUGAACAUUGGUCUCACCGUGAAGCAGUGCGUCCAUCAGAUCCCUUCUGUUACCAUGGAGGCCAGUAUUCAACCAAUCACACGCACCGUCCUCCGCGUCCGCCUCGUCAUUACACCGGACUUCAGGUGGAACGACCAGGUCCAUGGUUCUGUGGGUGAGCCCUGGUGGUUGUGGGUGGAAGACCCCAACAAUGAUCACAUCUACCAUUCAGAGUACAUCCUCCUGCAAAAGAAACAGGUGGUGACAGGGGAGCCACAGAAUAUCGUCUUCACCAUCCCGAUCUUUGAGCCGCUGCCGUCACAGUACUACAUCAAAGUGGUGUCUGACCGCUGGCUCGGGGCUGAAGCCAUCUGCAUCAUCAACUUUCAAAACCUCAUCCUCCCUGAAAGACACCCCCCACACACCGAGUUGUUGGAUCUGCAACCGUUGCCCAUCACUGCGCUGGGAAACCCGGAAUACGAGAGCCUGUACAAAUUCACUCAUUUCAACCCAAUCCAGACCCAGAUCUUCCACACGCUCUACCACACCGACACCAACGUCCUGCUGGGGGCGCCAACAGGCUCCGGGAAAACCAUCGCUGCAGAAAUGGCAAUGUUCAGGGUCUUCAACAUGUAUCCAGGCUCCAAGGUGGUGUAUAUUGCGCCUCUGAAGGCCCUGGUCCGAGAGAGGAUUGAGGAUUGGAAAGUUCGCAUUGAAGAGAAACUUGGAAAGAAAGUGGUGGAGUUGACAGGGGACGUGACCCCAGACAUGAGGGCCAUCGCCCAGGCCGAGCUCAUUGUCACAACCCCCGAAAAGUGGGAUGGAGUGAGUCGGAGCUGGCAGAACCGCAGCUAUGUCCAGAAAGUGGCCAUUCUAAUCAUCGAUGAGAUCCACCUGCUGGGUGAAGACAGAGGUCCCGUCCUGGAAGUCAUUGUGUCCAGAACAAACUUCAUCUCGUCCCACACGUCCAAAAGUGUCCGGGUUGUGGGUUUGUCCACAGCUUUGGCCAAUGCCCGCGAUCUUGCCGACUGGCUUGGGAUUAAACAGGUGGGACUGUUUAAUUUCCGGCCGUCGGUGCGCCCCGUCCCGCUCGAGGUGCACAUCCACGGGUUUCCAGGGCAACACUACUGCCCGCGCAUGGCCACGAUGAACAAACCCACUUUCCAAGCGAUUCGGAGCCACUCUCCUGCCAAACCUGUGCUGAUCUUUGUUUCGUCUCGUCGCCAAACUCGGCUGACGGCUCUGGACCUGAUCGCGUACCUGGCCACAGAGGACAACCCCAAACAGUGGCUGCACCAGGACGAGAGGGAGAUUGAGGCCAUCAUCGUCACAGUGCGAGACUCAAACCUGAAGCUGAUGCUUGCAUUUGGCAUUGGGAUUCACCACGCAGGACUUCACGAAAGAGACCGGAAGACUGUGGAGGAGCUGUUCGUCAACUGCAAAAUACAGGUUUUAAUUGCUACCAGCACUUUGGCCUGGGGCGUCAACUUCCCUGCACACCUUGUGGUCGUAAAGGGAACUGAAUAUUUUGACGGAAAAUCCAGGCGCUACGUUGACUACCCCAUUACAGAUGUUCUGCAAAUGAUGGGGCGCGCAGGUCGACCUCAGUUUGACGACCAGGGAAAAGCUGUGAUCCUGGUUCACGACAUAAAGAAAGACUUUUACAAAAAAUUCCUGUAUGAACCAUUCCCGGUCGAGUCCAGCCUCCUCAGCGUGCUGUCAGACCAUCUCAACGCCGAAAUUGCUGCUGGGACCAUCUCCUCCAAACAGGACGCCAUGGACUAUAUCACCUGGACCUACUUCUUCAGACGCCUUGUGAUGAACCCCAGUUACUACGAAUUGGAGGACAUCAGCCAUGAGUCCAUCAACAAAUAUCUUUCCUCUUUGGUGGAGAGAAGCUUGCGAGACCUGGAGUGCUCCUACUGCAUUGAGAUCCAGGAGGAUGACCGCACGAUUACGCCCAUGACGUACGGACGCAUAUCUUCAUAUUACUACCUCAAACAUCAAACCAUUAGAAUGUUCAAGGAGCGGCUGAGAGCGGAGCUGCCCAUAGAGGAGCUGCUGUCCGUCCUCACUGAAGCAGAGGAGUACGCCGAGCUGCCUGUGCGACACAAUGAGGACCAGCUUAACAGUGCAUUGGCUCAGCAGCUCCCCCUGCAGGUGAACCCGCACUCGUUCGACAGCGCUCACACCAAAACUCACCUCCUGCUCCAGGCCCACUUCAGCCGGGCGGCCCUCCCCUGCAGCGACUACGGCACCGACACCAAGACCGUGCUGGACAACGCCAUCCGCAUCUGCCAGGCCAUGUUGGACGUGUGUGCGAAUGAGGGCUGGCUGGUGGCGUCUCUGUGCGUGUGUCAGCUGGUGCAGAUGGUGGUCCAGGGGCGAUGGACCCACGACUCGUCUCUCCUCACACUGCCCCACAUCGAGAAGCACCACCUCUACCUCUUCAGGAAAUGGUCAAACAGGAAGGGUUCAUCUGACCGAGGCGGCUUCACUGGACCAAUCGAAGGCCUCCCAGAGCUGAUGGAAGUCUGCGGAGGAAGAGAAAGUGUUUUUGCAUCAAUUCUUGGUCAAGAGUUUCAACACAGUCAAAUCAACCAGGCUUGGUCGUUCUUGAGCCACCUCCCCGUGCUGGACGUGACGAUGAGCGUGAAGGGCUGGUGGGACGGGGGCCGAGAGCAGACGGAGCGGCCCCUGUCUGCAGCCGGGUCAAGGAUUGGGAAGGACAGCAGCUGGUGUGAGCUCCAUGCUGACCAGGAGUACGUCCUACAAGUGUGUCUGAGGAGAACCAACGCUGGGCAGCAGAGGAGGAAGCAGGACAAUAAGGCUCAGGCUCCGCGGUUCCCCAAAGCGAAGGAUGAGGGCUGGUUCCUGGUUCUGGGGGAGGUGGACCGACGGGAACUGUUGGCCGUGAAGAGAGUGGGAUACGUCAGGAACCGAACCGUUGCCUCUGUGGCUUUUUACACUCCAGAGUCCACUGGCAAAUACAUUUACACCCUGUAUGUGAUGAGUGACAGUUACCUGGGCCUGGAUCAACAGUACGACAUCCAUUUGAAGGUGAUUCCUGCGAGCAUCUCUGCACAGGUCAACACUGAAGUGAGUGACUCCGUGAGCGGGCUGUCGGUGAGCUGA